AUGAAGCGUCCUAGCACUGCGAUCUCGGCUCAUGCAAGUGACGACGUCGAUUUGGCACUGCAAAAGGCAGACCCCGAGCUAGCAGACAUGCUUUUCCGAGAACGCAAACGGCAAGUGCGAAGCAUCAACUUAAUCGCAUCGGAGAACUUCGCAUCACCUCAUGUGUUCCGCGUGCUCGGUUCCGAGCUGAACAACAAGUACUCCGAAGGCUUGCCAGGGGCACGUUACUACGGAGGAAAUGCAGUUAUUGAUGAGGUGGAGCAGCUGUGUAUUGCUCGAGCUUUGGCAGCUUUCCACUUGAGCGAGGAGGAGUGGGCUGUCAACGUGCAACCGUAUUCGGGAUCUCCUGCAAACUUUGCAGUGUACACAGCAUUGCUUGAACCACAUGAUCGAAUCAUGGGUCUGAGCCUCGCUGCUGGCGGGCACCUCACGCACGGACAUUACACAGCUCAGAGAAAGGUUUCGGCAACGUCCCAGUAUUUCGAGUCUAUGCCAUACACAGUUGAUCAACAGACAGGCCUUAUUGAUUUUGAGAACUUGCGAAGACAGGCGUUGCUGUUUCGACCGCGCCUGAUCAUUGCAGGGGCGUCUGCGUAUCCUAGGCAAAUCGAUUGGGGGUCCUUCCGUCGCAUAUGUGAUGAGGUAGGUGCGUAUCUUUUGGUUGAUAUGGCCCAUAUAAGCGGACUGGUUGCCUCGGCAGCACACCCGUCUCCGUUUCUGCAUGCCGAUGUGGUCACAACGACGACUCACAAAUCCUUGCGGGGACCUCGAGGUGGCAUGAUCUUCUCACGCAUCCAUUUAGCUAAGAAGAUCAACGAUGCGGUUUUUCCUGCACUGCAAGGAGGUCCCCAUAAUGCAACAAUCGGGGCUUUGGCAUUUCAGCUGAAGCAGGUGAAGACUCCUGAGUUCAAGAAGUAUUGUGAGGAUGUUGUAACGAACUGCAAAGCAUUGGCUGCGUACCUGGCCAGCCAUGGAUGCUCCUUAGUUACUGGAGGGACGGACAACCACCUUCUUCUUUGGGAUGUCAAGACUGACGGUCUAUCCGGCGCCAAGAUCGAGAAAGUUUGCGAGCUGGCUUCCAUCAUCGUGAACCGGAAUGCAAUUCCAACUGACACCUCUCCGGCUUCACCCGGGGGUGUACGCCUUGGUACAUGUGCAAUGACAACCCGGGGUGCGUGUGAAGCGGACUUUGAACGGAUUGGUGCCUUUCUGCUGCGCGUGCGUGACAUCGCGAAUGAUGUGCAAUCUCGGUCUGGAAAAAAGCUUGCAGAUUUCAGCAAGAGCUUACUAGAUCCCAAUCUGCCAGAAAGAGAUGCGAUUUCUGAGCUUCGGUCCGAAGUGGAAACGUGGGCUACAUCACUCAGCUUUCCAACGUGA
Symbiodinium necroappetens is the source of this 1377-nucleotide messenger RNA. The record is from the annotation of a GenBank genome assembly. NCBI's taxonomy places the organism in Eukaryota, Dinophyceae, Suessiales, Symbiodiniaceae.